Messenger RNA from Amoebophrya sp. A120, 6805 nucleotides. Lineage: Eukaryota; Dinophyceae; Syndiniales; Amoebophryaceae. The record is from the annotation of a GenBank genome assembly.
CAAGCGCAAAAAACGCGUCAACUUGUGGGCGCCUUGUGUUUUGUCGUUUUUGUGUCCUCGUUGUGCUCCUGAGCUCGUCGAGUUCGUGUUCCCUUCCAAUAUAAGGGAAGGCAACAAAGAGCACUCCUAUGGAGGAGUUGUCGUGCGCGCCGAGGACAGUAAUGCGUGGCUUUCCUCUUUGGCGCCUUUGUUCACCGAGACGAGUGGCGACGACGACCUCGAUGACGAAGAUGUUUUGCGGGCAGAGGUAGAGCAGAAACAGAAGGAAGAGACAACUACAACAAAGUCCGCUUCACACCAGGACGUAUGCUCUGGCGCACCCGAUGAUGGAACUUGCUUGGAUUUUUCUAGAAUUUUCAGGAAAGAAGAAACAAAUGCGAAACGAAAUGCCUGCUGGAGGGCCGUCGAUGAUGGGAGCACUUGGGGCCAAGCGCAAGCGCUCCCAUCAUCGACCCAAGCGCUUGAUGGGGCCCAAGCGAAAUCAAAUUCCCGCUCAGGUGGGCGGGAACAGUAGAAGAGCCUUCAGCAUGUGAGUUGCAUUUUCUUCAGGGGGGUGGUCGGGGGGAAGGGCAUCUCUCGGCUUUGGAUUUCAGCGGGAAAGUGUGGAGCUGGAUUUGGAAGGAUUUGGCAAAGUCUGGAACUUUCCUGCUCCCGAUGCCGAUCGAUAGCUGUUGCAUGAAAAUUGUUCCAAUUCCGGAUACUAGGCAUUUUUCCAGCUUUCCCCUCUCGAGUUCAUUUCUGCCGAAAGCAUGUUGCCAACAUUUUUUCAGGUAGAAUGCCAAACAGAGUCCAGUCGACCUGCCAGCGCACCCGUGAGCCUGAUGGUUUCAAACUAUCAAUGAAGCUUGCGCUCGCCUUGUGUAUAUUUUUUAUAUCGUGAAAUUUGUUUUGCGCUUUUUCGACAGGUUGGCUAUGCUACGCCUGAGAGAGUAGAACAAUCUCAAUCUUCCGCGGCGGUGUUGUAGUAUUGUUCGUCUGCCCUGCUGCUGCUCACUAACAAAACAGCACACCUUUUGCGAUCUCGAAAAUUUUCAAUAAAAAUGAAACUUCUGAAAAAUCCAACAACUAACUUCCUUACUUCAUCGGGCACGCCACGGCGAGAGGCGGCACAGUCGUUCUCUUCAUCUUCUUCGAACGCCUACAGCCGCAAGAGGAAGCAGGAGAGGCAGACGAAACACAAAUCGGCGGGGACAAAGAAGCAUCAGAAGCCCGCUCCAACAAAUAAAAUACCCGACGAGCACGAGCAGCGCUCCACGACUUUGGCCGACCUUGGCAGCGACGACGAUUUUAGUGCAGCACUGUUAGACGUCUUUGAAGGCGGUGAACAAGCUACCAGGAGCGCGCGUCCCGACGUUGUACCUAGGGGCACAAACCCUGCGGGGAAUGAUGAGAGUACUACUUUUGUUGAUGUCGAGCUGGGCCGCGUGCACGACACGGGGACAAGAAGAUCAAGAACGACAACAACGGAGAAUGCGGGCACGGCAGACGUAGGGAAGAAAAAAGAUGGCGUACGCGUAGUAGAGGCAGGGCCGCGAACUGAAGCUAAAAAUCUUGAUGAAGAUGAACGCACGAGCGAUUACGAUCCAGCGUCCUCCAGCACCUCAGAAACAUCCACGUCCGCUUCGCCGCCCACAGCAAGCGAACGCACUCGCAAGUCGUCAACAUCAAAGAAUAACAAGCGCGACCAUGAUAGUACGUGGUCAGUGCUAGGAACUGGGCCUGCAGCACCUCUUGCCGUGAAGACUGUGGGACGCAGCAGGAGCACCAGCGCCACUGCUGGAACAGGAGCGACGACGAAAGCGAAAGCUUCCAGCGGUGCGGACGAAAAAGUGCCAGUAGCUUCCAAAACUCAACACGAACAUGUUGGUGCGGAAUCGAAAUCCUCGGCCAGCAGCAACCUGCAAGUUCUUGCUCCUCAACCAAGCGACGUCAAACACCAAGAACAGGCACACAUCAAAGGAAAAGCAAAAGAAAAGUCACGAUCAAGAUCACGCAAGCACAGUUUAUCAUCUGAGUUGCAGAUCGAGCAGCAAGAAAAUUUGCGGCCUGGAGGGAAGCCGAAUCAGGGGGGCGACCGCAGGGCUGAUGAGAAUCAAAGUGAAAAGGGUGUAAAGGAAAACGAAAUCGAGAUCGACGUGGCUGAUAAUGGUCAAAAGACUCCCAGCCCGUCGCCGAGCGAGUAUAACUCCCCGUCAGGAGGAGAUUCGGACGCGGAAAAGCUCGAGAAAGCGGAGGAAGAGAUCACUCAACUGAAGAACGCGCACGCGAGGGAGCUAAAAAGGAUUUACGACGAGCAAAAAGUAGACCAGUCCGACUCUGCAUCUACUUUGGGCGGCGCGUGCGGUUCCAAGAACCCAGCAGUCAAGUUCGACCCUGACACUGGCGAUGUGAAUGAAGGCCAGUGCCAGCCGCCGAGUAGGGAUUACGAGUCGUAUGCGCAAGACGUCGAAACGACGCUCACGAGCGGUGCGAACACAGCGAUCAAGGCUUUGGAGACGAUGGAGACUUUGAUGCGUCAAUUUACACACUUUCACGAUCAGCUCGUCGAGGAGGAAAGGAAAGCGCGACUUGACAUGUUGAACCCGAGAGACGAAAAGCAGUCGACCCAUGCAGCAGCCGUCUCUGCGCGCGAACAAAUCACGAGAAUGCGACAGACGCUGAUUUUUGAGCCGGAGUUGCCUCUUAUGCCAGACGAGGAUAAUCCGGCGAGCGUCAUGCUCGAAGUGCUUUCGGGCACGGAAGAGCUGCCGCAACCUGCGCUGCUGCCCGGCGGCUUUGAAAAAAACAUCUAUAACGUUGACGAAGAAAUAGAAAGUGAGAGUCGGAGUGAUCGGCGGUGGAAAGCCGAAAACCGGCGAAAAGAAAGCCAAAGCUUCGCUUCUUCUGGUAAAGAUAUAAAAGAAGAAGAAGUAGAUGAACAAGGAACUACAGGAGAAAGACGCGAGAAGCAGGAGAUCUCUACGGCGCCAUCUUCCGCGAUAGAAGCCUACCUAGCUGCCAACCCAUCAUCGUGGUCACCCACAGCUUCGCGACUCGGCCGCGGCCUGCUCGGGGUCGCGUCACCAGGUUUUCAUAGUAUGACGGCGCAAAAUCCAGGAUCCAUGCUUUACCACACCGUCGACAGCGUUUUGGCCGGUAUGAAAAAUGGAAAGAGCAGGCAGAAAGCAGCAAAACCAGAAGGAUUUGAUGAAGACGCAUCUUCAAAGAUGGCAGCCCCCGUGGCUGUUGUGGUCGCCGACUAUCCUCCGCUACUUGGCGACCGAAGCGCGGAAGUCGACGAGCAGUACGCGCGCAUCAACGCAUUUCUGUACGAGGAGCAUCUACGAUUGACACUUUUGGAAAACGAAAAGAUUUCGCAGGCUACGACUGCCGCGACGACUAUUGAUAGUAGUCGAGGACAAGAAGCGGAAGUGCUUCCAACAACCGUCCGCAAAAAUCUUGAGGAUUUACUCAACGGAGGGAAACCUCAUGGCUCCUUCAGCGGGCAGAUUUUGGCUACGCGAGAACUUGAACUACUUAUUGCGCAACACGCGUCGCAGGACCAUGAGUCAGGUCAACAAGUACAACGUGUCCACGAGCAAAACGACAGCGUGGAGUAUUUGAUGCUGACGCAGUUAGUGAAAGACCUUCAAUCGCGAGAAACACAGCUGGAGCAGCUUUUCCGAGGACAGAUGGAGGAAGUAGGAGGGACUACGACAGCCGAAGCGGAGGCGCCACCGUCACAAACAAUAAAGAUAAAGCAGGAAUUGCUUUUGUGGCUGCGUGGCGCCGAUGACGUGCAUAACACAGGGGACACAAGGCGAGAACAGGGGCAAGGAGGAGUACUACAAAUGGUGCGGCACCAGUGGCGUCGGCUUCGUGGAACUGGAGCAAGUUCCGUCAGACGCGGUGCUGGCUUCGUGCAAUCGUUGAGGAACAUUCUUCAAGAAGUUGCGAAGACUUUCUUGGUUAUCUCCGAGUUGACGGACGUUUUCAUUCCAGAUGCCCUCUGUAGCGAAGCCGAAGAGGAGGACAGUCGCGAGGUUGUCGCGGCCUUUGCUCUGCAACUCGACCAGCACGUGCACGCACAUGAUGCCUUGCAACGCCAAGGCCAACACGUUGGUCCGUCCCCUGCUCUACUGUGGAAGCCGCAGUUCGACUACAACAAUUGUCAAGCUCCACCUCAAGCCGCAGCACGCACCAAUGGCAAUGAAGGUGAAGUAGUAGAGAGGACAACUAGCAGCUCCAUCUCCUCCUCGCUCUCGAGCUCUUCUUUUAUUGAGAAGUCUUCGGCAUGGGCAUACACGUCCGUUACACGCAGCGACGGCGUAAUAGCACACAAAAAGUUGAUUUUCGACUUCACCUUUGGCGAACUGAAGCGAUUUGAAGAGCCGGAGCUUGUACCCAAGGCAGCGGAGCUCGUUUUGACACAGAUUAAAGCGCUCAGACAAAAAAUAAAGGAAAGGGCGAAGCCUCUGAAAGAAGAUUUGAAGAGAAAAGGUUUCAGUUUGGAUGAUAUGACGGACCUCAUGUAUGCCGUGCUUGAGGUAUUUCUGCAGGCGCUCGAAGCCCAGUACACCAGCGAGAAGACCGAGGGCACGACGACAGAGAAACUUCUAGAUCGCAUUGCGUCGGCGUUUUGGAACCGAUAUGGCAAAAAAGCGACAGCAAAGGGCGCGGAAAUAGCUGUCACGGGUGUAAUCAAUCUACCACUGCAGAUUUUCAAUCGUAUCUUUUCUCCGCUGCUAGAAGUAGUCGAAGCAGGCGAGAACAAAGAGGCUACACCUUCAACACCUCCACAAGAGCAAGAGCAGGCAGUAUCUCGAGCAGUGGGAAUGGCAGCAAUUGUGCGCGAGACGCUUCUGCACCAUUUCCUGUCAGCUAAGCAACGCUUUGCAAUACUCGAGCAGGAAGCCAUUGCCAAGGUAGCUGGAAUAGCUUUGCCUUUGGCCGCUCUUCCCUCUCAAGUGGUAGCGAAGGCGCAGAGAGACGCCAAACUUGCAGUUGGUCACGUGCUCCUCGAGAGCUGGGCAAGGGAAGCGGGAAGACACGUUGGAGGAGGGCUUAAAAGCAUCGCUGAGUCCAACUUUGUAGCCUGGAAUGUCGAAUUUUGGGGUAUGGUAGGUGGAUUGAUGGAGCAGUACCUCCCGCAGUUCUUGCCCGCGUAUCUGCUGCACGGCAGCCAACUGAUGCACGUUACUCAUCCGGUUCAGAUAGGGAACCUAAUUUUCGAGAAAUGGAAGCAGUUGGCGACAGCGCAGGGUAAAAACGAUGCUUCCUAUCGCUUUCCCGGAGUACGUGUUCCUUCCGAGGACCGCAACUAUCCCGGUCAUCAUCUCUUGACUUGGGCACAGUUCAUAGCGACGAUUCGUGAGAUGGCUCCCAGAGCCGGCAGCAACGGCGGUGCACAGCAGAAAAUGAUACUCGGUAUGCUUUCUGGAGAGCUGCGCCCAAUCACAGAAGUGCGGCCCUCGCGCAGCCUCAUCCCGAGCUCUGCUAACAUUAACAAGUACGCUGGUAAACUCAUCGCCGGAGUUUCGAGUCGCUUUUCCAGGAGUACUCGCAGUGGCAAUCCGCCGUCGCCGAAAGCAGGGGGGGAGCAGCAGUCCACCCUGGGGGAGCAGCAGCCGUCCCCGAGGGAGCAGCCGCCCCCGGAGCUCCUCGCCUCACCCAUUACGUCCGGCACGUGGUUCAUGCAGCUGUUCAAGGAACAACUGGAAAUUGUAUCAGCGCAGAUCCGCAAGGACAAGGAGAACCGGGAUCCUGCGACACCUCCAGCGGCAGCGCAGGAUGUAGAUGUUCAAGAUGUCGCCUCGAAUACAGAUGUGUCAAGAAUAUGGCAUGAAAGAUGCGAGGAAUACAUCACACAAGGUCCCCCGAGGCCAGAGCGAUGCCGUACGUUGGCACUUUUUGUUCGCGCCAAGUAGUUGUACUAGCCAUGGUGUACCAAAAAUUCAUCAAUGCCACUCGGAGAUGAAGAAAGCUCGUAAAGAGAACACUUGAUGAUCUUUCAAACUCGCCACCAAACCUGGGGAAGCAAGCAUCUCUCUGGUUUCCACGGGCGGGGUUUUCUUGUUCAUAAGCAGCAGCGUUUAUUUAUGACGCACUGUCGCGGUGGUGGACCCAUAACGUUUUCGACCAGGAAGAAGAAGUGAAAAAGCCGAUCGCCGAAGUCGACCAAACGGAAACUACUACGCCGGUCACGAACUUCUACAAGUCGUCUUCAAUGCUCGUUAGAAUACCGGCAACGAAAAAAUACAGUGCAAGUGCUGCGGGAUCGCGAGGAGCGCAGUCUUCCGAGAACAAAAAUGGCGAAAGGUGGGGCCUUCUCACCGAAAGUGCCACGCCACACCGUGCGCGUGAGGGAAUAACAGCGUAUGAGCUGAUAGAUGCGCACGACGCUGCAGAUCUCUUCGCCAAGGUCAUACUUUUACUCUUUGUUGAUGCGACAGAGGAGAACCUCAAAACCUUCAACCUCGAGCGUCUUGAAGUCGAAGGAGAUACCGCUUAGCUACAAACACAGGAAUCGACGGUCAUUCGUGAGGAGAACGCGAGGUGGUAGGAAUGGGAUAUCAGCUGGCUUCUCCUGUCGUGAUCGAGGCACUGCAUGACUAUAUUUUUCCCCGAACGAGUACGAGAAGUAGAAAAAAAGAUGUUGAAAACGAGGCGAAUUCAGUGCAACACAGGGAACAUGGAUGCAAAACAAGGCCACAGUGGCAGUUCUUGUUUAUUUACAUGUCUACCGAAAAAGUGAACCGUGAACGAAGCAAGGUUGUUCAGAGGGUUGAACGCGAAAGCGUAUUAAGGGCUGACCUGCUCUGACGAA